Messenger RNA from Durusdinium trenchii, 1966 nucleotides. NCBI's taxonomy places the organism in Eukaryota, Dinophyceae, Suessiales, Symbiodiniaceae. The record is from the annotation of a GenBank genome assembly.
GAAGAAGCGAUAUGCGAUGCAUGAUCUAAAGUCAUGCAACCUCCAGCUCAUGGCGAAUCUUCCUUGCUAGCUGCAAAGCGUUUGCAUCAAGAAGUCCCACCACACCGCUGGUGUGUGACCUUGCAGGAGUUCCAGCACUUUGUACGGGACGUGCGAGUUGCGUGGCGAGCAGGACUCUGGGGACAAGUUCCAUCUCAUUCUACGAUCUCUUUUCAAGAUGACAGCUCCGGGCCGAAUGUCUACCAGGUGAACGUAGACUUUGUCAAGCCAUGCACACUGCGAGCUGGAGGAAUGAGCUACGCAUUGAUGCUGCAUUCGGGUGGACUGGAUUGUGAGGUCUUCGUCUCCCAUGCGUGGGCGGAGGGUAUUUUUGAGCUUUGCAUCUGUGUGAAAUAUGGCUGGGUGGUUGGCAAGCAAAACCUCUACUGCUGUCUGUUGGCCAAUCCACAAAACUUGGACAUCGGCGAAGUCUUGGGCAACACUCCUUCAGCAAGCCCCUUUGCAGCCGCACUGAACAGUGCUUCGCACAUCAUUGUGGCACCAAACCGUGCAGUUUCGGUCUAUUCUCGAUUGUGGUGCGUCUACGAAGCAUAUCUCGCGGCCAAACAAGAGAAGAUUUUCGUGAUGCCAGCGAUCUCCAACACCUCUCAGUGCUUAAGCCUCCAUUGCCAGUGGCUAUUCCUUCCUGUACUUUGCGGCAUUUUGUUGGGUGGGUUGCUUUCUUGGCUGGUCAGCAAAUAUGCAAGGCCAAAACAAGAGGUUGCUACAGGAUUAGCAAUAUUGGUCUACUUAAACCUUGGCAAUAUGUUGGUGCACAUCUUAUGGCCGCGACACUGUCGCAAGCUGCGUGCUAUGUGGUGGACGGAUUCAUUUUUGCUUCUCACUUCUUUCUUGAUCGCUACCAUGUACAUUCUUCUGGUAUACGUGGAGGAAGAAGCAGCGACAGGUGGAGCAUGGGUUGAAUUUGUCAUCAGCUUUUUCAGGAAGUUCUUUUUCGUCGCCCUUGCCCUUCUUUGCACAAGCUCUGUUGGUCAAAACAUUCACAGUGAAAUCGAACAGGCUUCCUUGAAGAAGUUGGAACAAUGGCUUGACUUCAAAUCUGUGCGCUUUGCCACGUGCUCCAAUCCAUCUGACGCUGAACACAUUUGGAAUGAAAUUUCGGAUUCCGUUGCAGACGUUGACGCUGCCAUCAGCAUUUUGAUCAAGGCUGGGGCGUACACCACAGGCUUGCGCCAACAAUACGAUGCAGGAGUUGACAUCACGUCUGCUGGCUACGCGGACCUCUUCAUUAGGACACUUCACUGUGCCCUCCUUUUGCUCGUGGCGGCAGUGGUCUGCGCGGAACGCGGUUUUUCCUGGAGAGAAGCUGUUGACCUAGCAGAGUGGCUCUGGUGCUUGCCAGCACUUGCAUGCCUUGUGCUCUGCUGCGUAACUCCUUGCAUUCUGGUAGCACUUUCACGCAAAGCUCCUGAACAUGGCAUUUUUGCUGUGCAAGUUCUGGGCACCAUGGGACUAUUGGUAAUUCUGGUGCCGGCUGCUUACCUGAAUGACUUUACAGAUCUUAGCAUCACCCAGCACCGGCAAGGGGAGAAUACUUGGAGCCCUUCCCCUGCCGCUGCUCUAUUCUUCAUCACCUUCCCCGUGGUCAUUUCAUGCAUCUCCUUGGCCUUGGUGUGGUUGGGUCCGACCUGGAUGUCCUCUCGUCUCAUGCACAUUGAAACGAUGUGCAAGUGCCGGAAGCAGAGCUCCCUCUCCGUGGAGGACUCUGAUGAUGACUUCGAUUCGGAUCCAGAUGAGAGCUCUUAGCUGAGGAUGCGCGAGAAAGUUGUAGUAAGUACUAAGUACAGUGUGAAUUUGGUGUACUCCUUAGCAAUUAUCGAGUGUGUUUGAUGCCAAAGUUGAUCAGACCACUCUACUAAGCAUGUGAAUAGAUUGUGUCAGAGGUACUUCGCGAGAGAAAGGACAA